AUGCAGGAGCGUACGCAGCGUAUGUGUUCAGUGGCGCCACUAGAUGGCGUAGUGUCGUUGGCGGAAAAGCAGCAGAGAAGCAGCCGUUACGAGGUACGUUAUACAUAUUUAAUUAUAAUGGCAUUUAACAAUGGUGAAGGUGCCGUAAAAAAGCGUAGAAUCCGUAGAUUUAAUUAUGCAUGGCUAGAUAACGACAGUUAUAAAGUAUGGUUAAAACCUACUGUAGAUAGAAUUCGAAAGAUGCUUGUACGUCUACCUUUACAAGAUCCUUUUUUUAAACAAUUGCAUUUUUUAGAUUCAAAAAUAGCUUUAUACGAUGAAGGUAGACAAAAAAUUAAAGAUUUAACUCUUAUCGCCAAACGUGUCAGUAAUUUAAUUGAUGUAACAGAAUUAGCUUUUGAAUGGCGAAUUUUACCAUCGUCUUUUGAUGACGACGAUAAAAAAGAAUUAAUUGGUUUAGCUUUAGAUAAAAUGUGGAAACGUAUUUUAGAUGUUACAAAUUUCGAUGGGGAAAAGAUGUUUCCAAAUUUAAAAUCAUUAGUUGCAAUAGUUCUCUCUUUACCCCACUCAAACGCCGAAGCUGAGCGUAUAUUUUCUAUUGUCACCGACGUAAAAAAUAAAAAAAGAAACCAAUUAUCUAACGAUACGGUUUCUUCAAUUUGUAUAGUUAGAUCCAGUUUUCAAUCAAAAAAUAUUAAUUGCGCUAAUUUUGAAGUAGAUUCGCGACAGCUCGAACUGCAUAACGCGCAAAAUUUGUAUGACACUAAAUGCACAUCUGAUAGUUUGUAAUAUGUUAUAUUUUUGCUUAUAUGUUUACUUAGAGCU
This is a messenger RNA of Megachile rotundata (alfalfa leafcutting bee), 825 nucleotides long. RefSeq lists its product as uncharacterized. NCBI's taxonomy places the organism in Eukaryota, Metazoa, Arthropoda, Insecta, Hymenoptera, Megachilidae. The record is from RefSeq and is a predicted model, not a curated record.